AUAGAAAACGCUUUAAAAAUAAGAAUCAAUAGGUUCUUCAGUUUGAAAUGUUUUAUUAGAAUUUAAGAAUCUCAAUUUUGAACUUUGAGUACGUUUUAAAAAAUGAUGCAAGGAAGCCGAUCUCCAGCAAGUUUUAGGGUUGCCUCAAUUCCAACAAAUCAAAUACAGGGUGUUCGGUUACCACCUGAGGAUGAUAUAAUAUUGCGUAAAGAUGCUUACCAGAGCCUUGCUAGGGUCAGAGAGAUACAACGGGUAGCUGCAGGAUUACAAUCUCCCUUGCUUGCCGGUGGUUCCAGCACUGUACAGUACAAGGAACCGGCCAUAAAACCUGGGGCGAACAUCCAGGCUUAUGAGAACCGUGGAGCAGUUUACCUGGCCCAGCUGGAGCAAAGGUUUGCUGCCAGAUCAACUUCAACAGAUCUGGAAAAUAUUCCAAAAUUGCCAAGAAAAAAAUUAAAAUUAAAAACUAAAAGACGACAGUCAAAAUCUGCUGGGGCUUCCCCGCCAUCCAGAGUUCCUAUUAUUAGUGUAAACGGAAGUGCAGUCCUGCCAGGUGAGCGGACCGGAAGUGGAUUGCCCCCUCCGGAAGCUGUAAAUAUCCAGCCCCCAGAUCAAACUAAAACUAUUUCAACAAUGCCAAAUUUUGUUCAAAGUCAAGUUGUCAAAUCCGACGUAACUCUGCAACAGCGACCAAACUCUCCCUUUACUCUGCGACAAAGACCAAACUCACCCUCUACCUUGCGACAGCGACCUGUCUCACCCUCUGCCCAGCGACAGCGACCCGUCUCACCCUCUACUCUGCGACAUCGACCCAUCUCCCCAAAACUAUCUGCUAACUUUACCUCACCAAUAAAAAUCUAUCCGAUCCAUAAUAACAAGACUGAAGGGUUUUGUCAAGAACUGUUUACGGACCAGGUCAGAGAUAGUUAUGGAACUAUGCAAGAUGUUUAUGGUCGUAGCAGCCCUGUAGUUGGGAGUAACGACCACCCUGCCAACUAUUCAGCAAACACUCAACUGAAAAUGAACUCCGCCAGACCACAGCAAGCAUACGAAAAGUCCACAGUACAAAAUUCUGUACAUUUUGGAAUCAGAAAAGUUGUAAAUGUGGAGCCCGUUCCAAAACUGGAGAAUGACCUCUAUGAGAAUGGGUUGAACCAGCUUGAGGAUGAAAUGAGAGAGAAAACCUCGAGGCUGACGGAGAACGCUCUGUUCAAUGCACAAAAGGAGUUGGAGGUUCUCUUACAGAGAUGUGAUGAUGUAUGCCUCCUACCUCCUGAAUUAUUAACAUCCUGCUCCCUGGUAACACUUCAACUUCUCUCUACAAUGCUUCAAAAUAAUAUUCAAGAAACAAGGCAACUGAGUCCGGGGGAAACUGUACCUGGAGCAGGACAGGACGGAAACAGUACAGAUCUCUGGGUAAUAGUGGAUCACAGGAGAAAGAGAGAAUCUAAACUUGGAAAACUUGAACCUCUACUUAGACUGGUUGAAGAUAUGUGGAGAAUGAGAGAGCUUUAUAUUCUACCUGGAGGUCAAAUAGCGGUCAGUACUGCUAUACAGCACAGGAUACAGAAAAUACUGCUUCAACUUCACACUCUAGACCUGUUGUUGGUGGAUAGAAAACUUGCGGUCAAUCUGGGUUUAAUACAUAAGGAGCUGUUGGAGAUGAGAUGGAGAAAGAAUGAGGAAAAUGGAGGUUCAGGUUUGAAGAAAGGAGAAGAGGAGAAGAGUUCAGGAAUAAUGUUGAAAAAUGAAAUUAUCAAAAUUGAUUCAAGAAUAAAACAGAUUUAUGAGGAGGUUGAGGAUCUAGGAACCAGUUUAUCUAUUUACCAACAUGAACUCCUACUUCUUAGACAGGAGCUGCAGAAAGCUGCCCAGCUGAGCAUGGUUAAACCACGAGGUGAUUUAUCCUGUCCUUCCUCGGAGCAGGUUCUAGCAGUAGAGAACGGUUUGAAACAGGUGCAGAGCAGAGCUGUUGGGUUACAUUCAUACAGACAGGAUAUCCUUUUAGCCAUCAAGGAAAUGCGAAAAUCUCCAAGCUUCAGUGAUAUUGAAUCCUUUCUUCAGCAAGAGAACAAACCUAACUCCUCCUAUCCUCAACCCUAUCUGGAGCCGACCUAUCCGAGCCCACAAUAUGACCCUUGGAGUGGAACUCACAGAGUUGGUGCCACCUCCCCUUCUCAAAGAGUGGGUUCCACCUCCCCCUCGGCAACUAUGCAAAGAGAUCCAGUACAUCUGUCAAUAACAACCCAGCCUCCAAACUGGCAGAAUUCAGCCUCCACACGACCUCAAGAGGUCUGCCGAAGAGCCCCUGGAACAGACCUUUAUUCAAAUGGUUUGACUCGACCGGCAAGUGCUCCGAUUCGGGGUCAAGAAAUAACUUCCAAAGAUGGCCAAACAAAUUCAAGAGACUGCAUGGAGAGAUUACUAAAACCUUCAGAUAUUCUUCGGUUAAAGACCCAAAAUGAGAUUAGUAAAAGCAUGAACUUGGCAAUCUCUUCCACAAGCAUUGUUCGAGCUAAUCCAGUCAAAACAAUCCCUUCAACUCAGAAUGAGGUUGUCCUAUCCUACCCAGGACGUCUUGACGUUGAAGCUGUACAGAAGGGUGUGGAUGAUAGCCAACGAUCUCGUGAUAAUACUGGAGCUUCACCGGAAAAUUCCAGCACUUUCCAUCAUUUUCCUAGCGAAAUACCCUUCGGAAACCUAGAAAGUAAAUCUGAAGGAAAAUUUACGGAGAAUUGGUUCAAUCUAAAUAAUACACUUCACAGAAGUAAAGAAGUUAAAUCACCUGAAGUUUCUCGCCUGUUAUCCCAUCAAUUCCAGUACACUGGGAAAUCUGGAAGUUUAGACAAAUUUAAUUCAAUGUCGUCUUCGUGCCAAUCCUUACCACCUUAUCUAGAAAGACCAUGUAGUGCGGCAUCCACAUGUUCCAACCAAUCAGAAGAGGAGAUGAUUGCUCUCAUUGAUCAGAUGACCAAUCAUAUGUUUGACACAGAGCAGGGGAACAAGAAAGACGACAUUUUAGACCGGCGCACAAAUUCUCUGCCAAGAAAUCCAAGAAAUCCUGAAAACGUGAGACCAAAUACUAUGCAUAAUUUACCUGGUGGCUCCUCAUUUCAAUCAAAAAGGCUUAAUAGUCUUGGCAGAAAAGAUGGUAACCCCUCUGCUUAUGAAAGACUUUUUGGAAAAGAAAAUCUAUCGAUGAAAGAUUUCCAGAAUUCAGUUCAGCAAAAUCAUUCUCUACCUAAACGGAAAGUGCCAAUCUUCAUUCAGAAAGCUGGAAGAAGAAAAGAAAAGUUGGUUGACAGGAAUUGCAGUUUACUUCCAGUUAAAAGUAAGCUUACAAGCUCUAGUCCUAGUCUAAUAAACAGAAGUUGUAUAAGUCCAGGAGCUGAUUAUUGUCCAGAUUACGUAAAGUCAAGUCAACAUACUGAAAGAAAGCUGGAUUCAAGUUGUAUCGACGGAGUUCUUGGAGCUCCAGAUAAAAUACAUAUUCCGCAGAGAUAUAUUCCGGAACAGGAGGAGAACGUCGGAGAAGAAGAGAGGAGAAAGAAAAUGGAGAAAGUAGAAAAUAUAAAAAAGAUGUUAGGUUGUUCUGAUCAGGUUAAUCAGUCUCUAUCCUUGAACCAGAUUAUAGCUAAGCAGGUCAUGCAGAGGAGUAGACGAAUUGCAGCUGACGCAGCCCGUUCCUCCGUUGUAAAUCCGGGAAAUCCUGAAGAUGAUGAAGACGAUCUUUCAGAUUCCUCGCCUGAUGUUCCACUUCCGCUUCGCCAGCAGAGAGAGAGCUUUCUCAUUUAAAAUUGCGCGUUUUCCAAAACUACUCGUGUUUCCCCACUCUCAUGUCUCGUUUUUAAAUUCAUAAAAUCCUUUUUGAUAACAAAUUGCUUGUUUAUAUUGCUUUUACAAAACUACAUGUGGUUUUUGAAUUCAAAAUUUUAGUUAUUUUCUGUAUUGUUAAAUUUUAAUGGGUUUCUACAGAAUAUGUGAUUUCAUGCCUCGCAUUUUUUUUCUUAAAAAUAUAAUGCAGAAGACAUCUCUGCAGAACCAAAUAAAAGUGUACAAACUACAAAUACAGCCAAAUUGUUUUAUCUUAAAAAGUGAUGGUUUGCUUAUUGUUUAAAUAAAUUUUUGCAACAUAAA
Eurytemora carolleeae is the source of this 4137-nucleotide messenger RNA. RefSeq lists its product as uncharacterized. The transcript is spliced from 31 exons. The record is from RefSeq and is a predicted model, not a curated record. Bases 103 to 3795 code for a protein of 1230 amino acids. Lineage: Eukaryota; Metazoa; Arthropoda; Copepoda; Calanoida; Temoridae.